Messenger RNA from Habropoda laboriosa, 1321 nucleotides. It is a transcript of the gene mRpS35, whose product is annotated as 28S ribosomal protein S35, mitochondrial. The transcript has 3 exons. Gene Ontology annotation, cellular component: mitochondrial small ribosomal subunit. The record is from RefSeq and is a predicted model, not a curated record. Lineage: Eukaryota; Metazoa; Arthropoda; Insecta; Hymenoptera; Apidae. Gene Ontology annotation, molecular function: structural constituent of ribosome. Bases 286 to 1314 code for a protein of 342 amino acids. Gene Ontology annotation, biological process: mitochondrial translation.
UUUAAUCAAAUUUCGUAAGAAUUUAUUUUACAACAAUUUUCGUUUCAUUUAACGUCUUAUUGAAAUUAGGAUGGCGAGUCUCCCUCGAUUUUUGAAAAAUCGUAUAAGAAUUCCGUGACAAAAUAAGUUUAGAAAGCACUACACUAUAGCAACAGUUCCAGCGUGCGUUGCACAAUCGAAGGGAAUGUAUGGAAUUGAACCGUUCAGAGAUUUAGUUGCUUACGAUAUAUACACUUAGUACGUGAUUGUAGGUUAUUAACAAGGUAUUAAAGAAUAAUUGUCGAAAUGUUAUCACUAAUACGACGCUAUGAAGCCAAUAAUAUUGCGGCAGUACUAAAAAUUAUGAGAUUUUCACCGUUAUCUUCCACAACAAGCACACAGUGUGUUGCUCAGACCGCUGUUACUGAGGAUAAAGACGAUAUAGAGUUUCGAGUGUUAGAAUUAAUGCCGAAGGAAAAGCGGAUGCUUAGAAAAAAGGCUUCAAAUAUAACAAAAAUGGGUCCACCCAAAGCUGAAGCAAUGCCAAUAGAUCAAAAUUGGCAGGCAAUUUGGCCCACAGCACGAACAUUUCAACCACACACUGUCCCACUUCCUUUAAAACAAGGAUAUAAAAAUCCUAAAGGUAUGCAUCCUGAUAAGUAUGCAAAUGCAGAGCUAAUGAAAAUUCCAAACUUUUUACAUCUCACUCCACCUGCGAUUAAGAAACACUGCAUGGCCUUAAGAAGAUUUUGCACAAAAUGGCCAACAGAAUUGCAAACAAACGAAGAGUGCCAAAAACACUUUCCUCUUCAAAUAAUUUCAUCCAAUUAUUGUUAUUCCUCACCUACAAUAAGAGAACCUCUUGCCAGAAUAGUGAGUCUAAGAGUGAAACUAUCCUCUUUGCAUUUAGAUGCACAUGCUAAAGACAAAAUGCUUAGGUUAAUAGGUGAUAAAUACAAUCCUCAUACAGAUGUAAUAACAAUAACUGCAGACAGAUGUCCAACUAAAAAACAAAAUUUGGAUUAUGUAAAAUACCUUCUAACAGCCUUAUUUCAUAUAUCUUGGCGUGUAGAACCAUGGGAAACUGAAAAAUCAGAAGCAGAUAUGGAGUACUAUGACUGGGAUAAAAACAAAAGCAGAAAGUCUUUAACAACUAUGUAUAAUUGGCCAAACUCGCCAAUCGAUUCCAGUUAUGAACAUAUACCGCACGCAGCAGAAUACAGGACUGCAGUUUCCGAUCUAAUAAAUAAGGGGGAAGAUCCAUUUUCGAUCAACAAGUAUAAACAAGCUGUUAAAAAUGUGUUAAAUUUGAAAUUUUACGAGAAUACAGAAUAAAUGCUAA